AUGUCAUUGCUCAUUCCCAGCGAAUGUGAUUUCGAAGAUGCUCACGAAAAUCCACAAACUGAAAUUCUAUACCGGGAAGCCUUAGAACAAUUACGUCAAAAUAAUCCACAUGAGUUCAAAUGGGACUUUGAAACUGUUCCAGGGUUCUUUGUGCAAGCAGACGAAGCAACCGACGAUUUGGCGUUCAGGUACACGGAUAGCCAAAUGGGACGGAAAUUGGAAUGGAACCAGAUCAGCGCAAAAUUGGCAGAAUUGAAUGAGAACGCUGAACCAAACGUCAGCUACAAAUUGAUCAUCUGCGCGCGUCACGGUCAGGGCUUCCACAAUUACAUAGUAGAUAAAUACGGCGUGCCGGCUUGGAACGAGAAAUGGAGAACGUUGACCACAGAUGGUGAGGUGACUUAUGCACCAGAUCCAAUGUUAACGGACAUAGGUUUAAAACAGGCACAAGAAAACCACAUGGCGUGGGAGAAAGAAGUGCUCCAGCACAGUGCUCCUUUGCCCUCCAAGUACUACGCUUCACCGCUCCAGAGAUCGUGCUGGACCCAUAAGAUCACCUGGGAUGGGCUCAAGCCUGCUGAAAAGAAGACAGUGAUUGUGGAAAAUCUCCGUGAGACUAUUGGUGGUAAUUUGUGCGAUAAGCGGUCCACUCGAACUGAGAUUGAGCAACGGUUCGGACCACAUGGGUUCCAGUGUGAGCCUAGCUUUGCAGAGGAAGAUUCACUCUUCAGUCCGCGCCGAGAGACAGAUGUAGAACAUGCUGUGAGAAUCAAUCGUUUUUGUCAGCAGCUCUUCGCAGACGAUUGGGAUGUCUCUACUGGAGUGGUCGACAAGGCUAAGGCUGUGGAGCACUCGUUCAUAUCCACUACUACUCACGCCGGGUCAAUCCGACUGUUCAUUGUCGUUUUUGGACAUAGAAGAUUCACCAUAUCUACAGGCGGAAUGAUUCCUAUUGUCGUCAAGGGCACUAGACUUUAA
This is a messenger RNA of Australozyma saopauloensis, 978 nucleotides long. RefSeq names its product phosphoglycerate mutase family protein. The record is from RefSeq and is a predicted model, not a curated record. Gene Ontology annotation, molecular function: phosphatase activity. The transcript has a single exon. Bases 1 to 978 code for a protein of 325 amino acids. Gene Ontology annotation, cellular component: cytoplasm. NCBI's taxonomy places the organism in Eukaryota, Fungi, Ascomycota, Pichiomycetes, Serinales, Metschnikowiaceae.